Molecule: messenger RNA, 1593 nt
Organism: Daldinia loculata
Lineage: Eukaryota; Fungi; Ascomycota; Sordariomycetes; Xylariales; Hypoxylaceae
Exons: 4
Coding region: 521-1156 (211 amino acids)
Source: RefSeq, a predicted model, not a curated record
CGAUCUGACGACAUACAUAUUUAAUUAAAAAGGGAACUAUAAAAAGAAAAGAAAUGUCCACAUUAAUAAAGUAUAUGCACAUUGUUUGUAUGAGACGAUAAAAAAGACAUUUUAAUCUAUACAUGCAUCACAAAAUACAGAUAUGUCCUCGUCGAGGUCAGCCAGCGGUACCGACUUACCCCAAAUCGGAUCGGACAACCGCAUACAUAUAGUACGCGUUUUGUGGUACAUAAAGUAGAUCAUCUGAAUCUGCACCUGUGCGUUGCCAAGACCGGAAGCGUCACCAUCGUCAUACCUUAUCCGACGACCGACGACAAUUAAUACUACUCGGUCAAGAGAGCGAGAUAAUUGACACAAUCUACCGGAGAGUACAAUUCCGCAAACUAAUUCCGCAAACUGCAAACUACCUUUUUCGCCGGUCGACUUUACUUUCCAAGUUCUCCAGUUAGAAAAUAACACAAGAGAGAUCAUCGGUUACGCCGUGUUCAGGCUAUCCAGGCCACGAGGCCAAUCCGCGGCAAUGGAUUGGCUAAAGUUCCUGAAGCCCUUGCAGACGUUUGGCACCUCAUAUCUGUAUCCCGCGCUCAAGCUUAUACUGAAGCUGUGCUAUAUCGUCACGAUACCUUUACACUAUCCAAUCUACUAUCUCUUUACUCUAGUCGUAUUUCUCUUAUCUCCCAUCUGGUACAUGCUUCACUCGAUCUCGAGUACGGCCGUAGCUAUUGUGGGUUUGGCUGCUAAGCUCAAGUACCUCUAUAUUUACUUCGCCUGCGCGGCUAUUAUAGGUAUAUGUGCCGGCUGCGCGCUCUAUGGGACGUCCAGCCUCGCCUUUGUUACGCUAGGUGUCGAUGCAUCACAGGAUCGAGAUUCAGAUUAUCUCAGGAAGGGUAAACUCCCACUCUCAUAUGACGACGAUCAGGAAUCUUAUGAGCUAGACUCCGGUACUCGUUCCGGGGACAGCUCUAGCAAGCUAUCCGCAUCCGCAUCCAGUUCAACUUCGAGACGCGUAAAGUCAAAGUGGCAAGUAAAAGACGAUACGAACGAGAUAUUCGAAAGGCAGUGGAAGCUACUAAGGUCUUCUGAAAAGCCUAAGAGGCGACGCAAGGGGUUACUUUCUCAGACGAUUCACGAGGAGAGCAGUAGUGACCUUUCGUAAUGAUCUCGAUGAGUCCCUGAGGCGGUGCUUUCAGGCUAUUCCGCACUCGGGUCAUACAUGAUCGGCAAGUGUCAGAUUCAUAUAUCAACCUACAGUGCACACGCGUCGUUGACCAUAUACAAUAGUCCAGGGGGGAGUUCAUGGCUACUGGGCUAUCUAGGUACCUAACUAUGAUUUUAAACCAGGCCGCGGCUAGAAAGCUCGGGACUCAAAAUAUGAUAGUUCUAGACUUGCCAGGAGCUAAACAAAGCUCGCCCCCGUCACAAGCUAGUAGCUAUAUUGAACAUAUUAGAAGCUGGUGUUAUUAAUAUCUUUCAUGACAACUCUAAGAUACCUACCUACAACAAAAUAAGCAGGUCUAGUUGGCGCCUACAUGUCAAAUUAUAACUACCUAAUGUACUUAUAUAAUGCAAACUAGUAAUAAAGAAAGCACAAGC